Etheostoma spectabile (orangethroat darter) is the source of this 2120-nucleotide messenger RNA. RefSeq lists its product as uncharacterized. The coding region runs from base 213 to 1886 and encodes 557 amino acids. The record is from RefSeq and is a predicted model, not a curated record. The transcript has 12 exons. NCBI's taxonomy places the organism in Eukaryota, Metazoa, Chordata, Actinopteri, Perciformes, Percidae.
UGUUACCAAUUGUUCCUCCUUGCUGCGACUGCUCCACCGGGAAAACAAGCUUUUCAAAGGGAAAGCCAGUUAUUUUAAUUGGAAUAAAUGGAAGAUACAACCUCUUCCUUCCAUCAGUAAACUGCUCCUGUGGAAAAACCUUGCCAGUGAUCAUAAGUGAUCUGGUUGAAAGUGGUUACUGGCCAGCCACUGUCAAUUUUGAGACCUUGUACAUGGUGGACUUGUUCACCACGUAUGAGGAUCUAAAAAUCACCGCCCCAGGGAUGUCAAGACAAGCUUUUGUCAGCAUGCUCGAGGGUCGAACGAAACUCUUUGGGCGAAGUGGUAAGAUAUGUGGGGACACAAUGCAGAGGGCCUUCCUCGAAUGGGCCUAUGCCAAAUUUGAGGUUGACAAGCUGUCUCAGGUCCAGCACUUUCAGUGCCCUGCAUGCACACCCUCCAUGUUGGCAGUUGCAGUGGAUGGGAACCGCAAAUUAUAUCGUUUCAAAAGCCAACCAGGACCUGAUGGGUUUUUUGAUGGAGUCUUUUUGGCCAGUGAUCCUGAGGUGUCCUCAUUUGUUGAUUACAUCCAUGGAACAACUGGACAUAAUCCAGGGAAAGGGAGAUGUGGUGCGGGUCAGUGGACAGCAGCACGAGAGUCCGCCAACAAGUCUGCAAGCAAACUAGAUGAGGAAGGUGUUGAAGUUGCUGUCUGCCGUCAUGGGGUUCUGCUGAAGGGACUGAAUAUGUUCCGUGGAAAAAUAUUUGCAUACCCGUUAUAUCUCCAGAAACAGCUCGCUUCACAUACUGUCCAGUUUUUUGGCUCUGAUGUGGUCUGCAAAUAUUGGCCAUAUCUGCAGAGAGUUGUGGACCACUGUCCAGAGUUGGAGGACUUGCUGAACAUGCGCCCAUUUCUCUCCAUCAUGCAUGCAAAAGCGCAUUCAUGGAUGUGUGAGUUAAAAUGGGGUGGACACAAUCAAGAAGGAGCUGGAACAACAAUCUGGGAGGAGGUUGAACAGGUUAACAGCUUCCUCUCCAGAGCAGCCAUAUGUUCCAAGUACAUGUCAAAAGCCGUCCGCACAGACAUGCUGACUAUCCAGGCAAGUGUCUGGAACAAGCGAAAGGCAGAAAACCUUGACCGGACACUGGCCAAAAGAUACAUCAAGACUGUACAAAGGAUCACAGAGGCAUCAAAGGACCUGGAGAAACUCACCACUGAGUUAUCUCUACAGCAAGACACAGUUCAGCAGUGGGUGGCUGAUGUUCAGCAGUGGUCCUCAGGAGCAACAAUCCAAAAUGACCUGCAGAAGACCAUCGAGGGAUUAUAUCUGGGCAUCAAACAGCGAAAGUUUCAGCUGUAUCGUCAGUCCGGUGGGAAUAAGCGAAGGCAUCAACUGAGAAGAAAGAUUGUUGUUGAGAAGAAAGCCUUGGAAGUUGCCAUCAAUGACCACAAUGCUACUGUGGGGGAAGAUGAAAAACUGCCUCCUCCCAAUGAACUCCUGGCUGUGGACAACUACUCCUGGCCAUGGGAAUGUCAUGGUGAUAUGGAACAGAAUUUCUUUUUUUUUGACAAGGCAAUGCUGCUGGCUAGACUGAAAGAAGAAGAAGUUAUUGUGGUUCGUGAAGUCAAGCAGCACAUGGAGUACAUGAGGAAUGUUGCUGGACUGAUUGAAGAGUUCACUGAAGACAUCAAUGGGAAAUGCAGUACAGCCGGAUUAAUGGAGAAAGGACGUAAGGGACUACUCUGUGUGCUGAAGAGAAGAUUGUGUGAAGUUGAAGCACAACUGGCCACAGCACGCACAACAUACAAAAGUAUUCUUGGACUGCAAACAUUAUCCUUAGAUGACUUCUCUGAAGAGGAAGACUUAGAGAAUUCUUCCUCAAGUGAUGAGGAACUGGGAGAGUAGUUAUUAGAGGGAGAUGUGUAUGGCUCUAAGAAUAUGUGUUGAACCCAAACAGUGGUGUACAACUUGUAUGUGAAUCCUGAGGCUAUUACUGCUGUUGGAAGAUUUCUUUGUGUUUAGAGCAUGUACUGCAAAUUCCUCUGAAAUGUAAACCCCCUUAUGUUAGUUAUUCCCCACCCUCUGCCCCAAAAGCAACAGAGUGCUAUUAUUAUGUUCCACAUGUUAGUAUAGGAAUUC